Molecule: messenger RNA, 4011 nt
Organism: Bolinopsis microptera
Lineage: Eukaryota; Metazoa; Ctenophora; Tentaculata; Lobata; Bolinopsidae
Product: histone acetyltransferase KAT6B-like
Exons: 1
Coding region: 26-3298 (1090 amino acids)
Biological process (GO): negative regulation of DNA-templated transcription; positive regulation of transcription by RNA polymerase II
Cellular component (GO): chromatin
Molecular function (GO): histone acetyltransferase activity; transcription coregulator activity; DNA binding
Source: RefSeq, a predicted model, not a curated record
AGGUUUCAUUAUAAAGAGUGCAGUUAUGACAUCACCAAAGAAAGCUCCUGAUCCAACGUAUUUGCUUCGUGUUUUGUCUAUAAUCAAUAAAAUGAGGAAUCACAAACAGCGAGCAAGUAUUGAGCGAAUUGUUUACUACAUGGGACUAUACUAUGGGUUGUCAGAGUCUGAUGUUACAAAGGAACUUAAUCUUGCUGUCAAUCAUGGAGUAAUUAAAAAGUUUAUAGGCAUAGGAGGUAAAGAGUCUUACAGGGAUUCAAAAUAUCCUAAUCAGAUCCCAUCUAGAACAUUUGUGAGAAAACCUAGUGCAGAUCUGAGGAUGUUGGUUGCUGCUGCCAUUGAAACCAUCGGCAGCCCAUCUGGUUCCAAGAUUUCAGCCAUAGAAGAACAUAUAAGGUCAAAUCAUGCUCUGGACUUAUCUCUGGCAAACUUAACAGCUCAGUUAAGACUAGCUGUUGCUCAUGGUGUUCAAGAAAGCUUGUUCAUAAAAAGUGGCGCAUAUAUAAACAUUGAUGUUCAGCGACUAGAGGAGCUGAGACAGAAGGACAAUCAAUCAUAUUUUGCUGAGGGUGUAGAGCCCUCACCUGUUUGUGGAUUUUGCCUGGGAACAACUGAAUCUAAUAAGGAAAAACACCCAGAGCAAUUACUAAGCUGUGUUGAUUGUGGGAACAGUGGCCAUCCUUCAUGCUUAAAAUUUUCAGAGGAACUCACACGUCAAUGUAUGUCUGAUCCUUGGCAGUGUAUCGAAUGCAAAGUUUGUUCUUUUUGUCAACAUUCAGGAGAUGCAGAUAACUUAUUAUUUUGUGACUCUUGUGACAAAGGUUUUCAUAUGGAUUGCUUGCAGCCACCUAUGAGUGAGAUGCCAACUGGAUUUUGGAUGUGCUGUUUGUGCAAUAAGGCCACAGAUUCUCAUGGGAAGUCUAUUAGAAAACGCAAGAAGACCAUGGCCCCUUUAGCAGCUAAAGAAAAGGUUGUUCCUUUGGCUGCUAAAGAAAAGGUUGUUCCUUUGGCUGCUAAAGAAAAGGCUGUUCCUUUGGCUGCUAAAGAAAAGUUUGUUCCUUUGACUGCUAAAGAAAAAGUGAAGUCCAAAUCUGACAAAGUAGUCCUAGAAGAAACUCCAACUGGAAAGAAAAAGAAAUGUCCAAAAUUUACUCCACGAAAAGAAGAGGAAUAUGCAGCAUCUGACCCGAUGUCAGAUGUUAAGCUCAUUCAAGGUAUCAUGAAGGCAGAGGAAAAGAAAAAGAAAGUGAAACACAAACGCAACAAAGUUCUAAAUGACAAAAAUGAACCAGAGGCCACAAUAAUCGAGGAAGAUGUUCCAAAAAACCAGCAGAAGAAGAGGGAGACAGAAGUGAGUGAGUUGGACAAGAAAACAUUCGGUGAGAUUAUCCAGAAAUGCAAUAAAGCUUUGAAAAUAUCUCCUGUCGAAACUGCUGGUCAGCGAUCACCACAAUUCAUUGAUUUUGGAGAAUAUGAAAUUGAGACAUGGUAUAGUUCACCUCUUCCUUUUGAAUACUCCAAGCUGUCAAAACUUUAUUUCUGUGAAUAUUGCCUAAAAUACAUGAAGAGCAAGGAGGCCACUCUUCGGCACCAAUCAAAAUGCUUUCUGCGGCAGCCUCCUGCUAAUGAAAUCUACCGUCAUGAAAACAUUUCUCUGUUUGAAGUUGACGGGGCUAAAAACAAACUUUACUGCCGUAACUUAUGCUUACUGGCAAAGAUGUUUCUGGAUCACAAAACUUUAUAUUACGAUGUGGAACCAUUCUUAUUCUAUGUUUUGACACUGAAUGAUGAUUAUGGAUCACAUUUAGUGGGAUACUUUUCGAAAGAGAAGAAUUGUGUUAGAAAUUACAAUUUGUCAUGCAUCAUGACAUUACCACAUACUCAGCGUCAGGGGUAUGGAAAACUUCUGAUUGACUUCAGUUAUGUUCUGUCAAAACUAGAAGGGAAACCUGGAACACCUGAAAAACCUUUAUCAGAUUUGGGCUUGAUAAGCUAUCGCUCAUACUGGCGAUGCAAAGUUUUGACGUACAUCAAGCCACAUAUCAACGACAAUGUUAUAAUCACAGAUAUUUCGAAAUCAACUGGUAUCUUGUUUGAGGAUCUCGUAUUAGCUCUUCAUGAUCUCGAAAUUUUGGACUAUGAUGACAAAAGCAACGACUUCUGCAUCGAAGUUGAUGGGCAAUUGCUUAAAAAACAGAUUGAUCGUGCAUCAAAUUCAAAACGUCAUGUUAUCAAUGAAGAUGCGCUGAUCUGGUCUCCAAUGGUCAGUCCAACAUUUGGUAUAUCAUCACAGCGUAGGAAGAAGAGCACAGAAAGCUCUAUGACUUCUCCUCGAAGAGGAGGAAUGUUACUUUCUCCAAUGAAAGUCGUUAAAAAUGUUGACAAGAUUGAUCCUCUGUCUGAAGUAAUCAAAGUGGAACCUCGUCCCAUUGAUACUUUCACUAAAUAUUACCCAAACUGGAUUCCCUCUGGAGAAGAUGCGGAUGAAUAUCGUUACGCUGGAGAGGAAAUGAAAGGUGAAAUAGAAUCUUUUGUCAUGAAGAAAACGCCAGGGAGGAAAAAGAGGGUUAAGUUUGCUGUUAUUUAUAACCCAAAAUCUGGAAAGAGGGUAACAAAAGCCAUACCUCAGAAAAAGAAAACCCCAGAACGUCAAACUCCGAGACGAAGCUCUUCUAGAAGGCUGCACGAUCAGACCAGGACUGAAACAGUUGAACAGCCCAAAAUCUUAGAGGAAUGUUUAGAGGUUGAAAAUUCCGAAAGCCCUGCAAUUUCUUACAAUGAAGUAUCGUCUUCUUCAGACAUCAAAGAGGUCGCAUCAGAAGUGAAACCAUCCGUUGAUUCAGACUGUGAGGUUCCACAUUCAACUACAGAGGAUACUAUGCCAUCUGAAGAUCUAGAAUCGACUCCUCCAGAUACUGUAAUAACUCCAAGCGAAACAGCAGACACCUCAAGUACUUCAUCAGACAGCGGAACAAAAAGUCCUGAGUCUGUAUCUUCCGAGGUAAAGAAGCGGCUGUAUUCCAGUGAGAGUGAGUCCAACUAUUUUCCUCCGAACAAAAAAACCAAACUUGAGACCGCCUUUGUUUAUACAGAUAGUGAUAGUGAUGACGAAAAUGACAAGCAACCAGUUGAAGAGCAGUUUGAAGAGUGGGAGGAAGAUGUGACAAGUCUGUGUGGCGAGACAGAGGAAGAGGAGUCAUCUUCCCUCUUUCUCAACACCUUUAGCAACAUCUAUGUGAAAUCACCUGACUGUUUAAAACCCUCUGAUUCUGCUGUACUGUCUUCGAAAGACUCGUGAUAUUAGAGACUGAUAUUGACAGAUCCUUUUUGUCUUGUUUUUCAGCUUGCUCGAAAUUCAAAGUAUGAUAUUUAUGUUUUUAUUAAAUUAUUGCUUUCUCAUGAUUGACACAAAUGAUUUUUAUAAAUUGUGUUAAGGUUAUUCAGUUAGUUUUGUAAGCAUCCUUUUUUUCUUUGUCAAAGUGUUUAAACAUAUAAUUCUAUCUAUUCAAUUCCCUGUAAAUUUGAAAAAUUAACCCAUUUUCUAACGCAGGAAUAGCUGCAAUAGCUGACACUCAGUUCAGUGUAAGGAAUUAGCUUUCUUUUUAUUUUUCUUCGACUUUUGAAUAUGAUCAGUGAAAAUGAUGGUUGUUUAUAAAAGUCACGUUUAUCAGCAUUUUUAAAUCAUGCACUUUGUUUUUACAUGAAGUUUUGAAAUGAACAUCGAACAAAACCAAUUCCACGGCAUUCUGCCUUUAAUUAGAUCAUACAAUUAUCGUUUUGUUUAAAAAAUGAUGGUAUUUUCCAAUGAUAUAUUAGAUUCCUGAACCACGAUAUUUUACAUGAAAAUGCUUGGAAAUGAAUUGAUAAAGAACAUUAUGUUUCAUCUGAAGAUUUCUAAUAUUUUGCAAUCUAAUUUAGUGUAGAAUUUUUCGAUUUUAUUAUUUGUGAGUCCCAUAUAUUGAUCAUAGACAUUCUAGUAAUUUAUAGAAAACAAUUUAAAUUAUAUUUGAA